This is a messenger RNA of Photinus pyralis (common eastern firefly), 1175 nucleotides long. Its product is annotated as methionine aminopeptidase 1D, mitochondrial. NCBI's taxonomy places the organism in Eukaryota, Metazoa, Arthropoda, Insecta, Coleoptera, Lampyridae. Gene Ontology annotation, biological process: proteolysis. The transcript has 5 exons. Gene Ontology annotation, molecular function: metalloaminopeptidase activity. Bases 206 to 1114 code for a protein of 302 amino acids. The record is from RefSeq and is a predicted model, not a curated record.
AGCCAGGCGGCGAAAAUCGGCACCCUGGCGCCAGCCGUACGUACAUUGCAAUUAGUUUUUUUUCCUAUUUCCCGUCUCACGAACUGAAAUUACCAUUAGCAAUGACUUAUUAAAAAUAGUACCUACUUGACGAGAGAUUAUUUCCGGAACACAACCCGUUUAUCUAAAGUGCAGUUCAGCGAGAUUCAAUAUACAGGGUGUUCAAAUGAGACAGUUCCGUUAUCUACGUCGUUUCUGGCCCAUAAAGACCGACUUUGGUACUUAUAAGAUUGUCACGCCCGGCAAAAUUUCACCACCGAGAUCAGUUCCAUCACAUAUAGCAAAACCUACCUAUUAUGAGUCGGGAACGCCCCCCCUCCCGUUGCUUCGCCCAGAAAUAAAGAAGGACAACGAAAUUAAAAAAAUGCGCAGCAGUUGCAAGCUGGCCGCAAACGUUUUAGAUGAAAUUGGAAGAAUUAUCCACGUGGGACAGACUACAGACGAAUUAGAUGCAGUUAUACACGAGCUAGUCAUUGCAAAUGGUGCAUAUCCCUCACCGUUAAAUUAUAAGCAUUUUCCAAAGUCUGUGUGUACAUCUGUUAAUAAUGUAGCUUGCCAUGGCAUACCAGAUGAUAGGCCUUUGCAGGAUGGUGACAUAGUUAAUGUAGAUAUUACAGUGUUCCUAGACAAUUACCACGGCGAUUGCUCAAAAACAUUUCUGAUCGGUCAAGUCGAUAAAAAAGGCUGCGAUUUAGUAGAAGCAACACAAGUAUGUUUGGAAGCCGCUAUUGAAAUUUGCAAACCGGGACAAUCUUUUUCCGCGAUCGGAGCCGCCAUUCAAAAAAAAGCCAGGGAGCUGAAAUUCUCAGUCGUGCCGGCAUUUAUUGGUCACGGUAUUGGCAGCUACUUUCACGGUCCACCUGACAUCUACCAUUUUCGAAAUAAUUACCCCGGUGUAAUGGACGUAGGAAUGACGUUUACAAUAGAGCCAGUUUUAUCUCAGGGUACAGGGGAGAUUGGUGUGCUUGAGGAUAAUUGGACCGCAAUAACCCUCGACAAUUCAAGAACUGCCCAAUUCGAACACACUGUUCUUAUUACACCAAAAGGUUGUGAGAUAUUAACAAUACCUGAUUAAAUAUGUUUGUGUAUAUACCUAUGUCCUAAACAGAGAAUUAUUGAGUAAAAGGUAAUUUUGG